Messenger RNA from Toxotes jaculatrix (banded archerfish), 5291 nucleotides. RefSeq names its product unk like zinc finger (gene unkl). Lineage: Eukaryota; Metazoa; Chordata; Actinopteri; Toxotidae. The record is from RefSeq and is a predicted model, not a curated record. The coding region runs from base 1 to 2460 and encodes 819 amino acids. The transcript has 16 exons. Gene Ontology annotation, molecular function: metal ion binding.
AUGCCGUCGGUUUCGAAAACGGCGGCCAAUGCGUCUCCUCAAACCGAGAAACCUACCCACUAUACAUACUUGAAGGAGUUCAGGACAGAGCAGUGCCCGUUGUUCCUCCAGCACAAGUGUACGCAGCACAGACCCUUUACGUGCUUUCAUUGGCAUUUUCUCAACCAGCGGCGAAGACGACCCAUAAGAAGGAGAGACGGGACUUUUAACUACAGCCCCGACGUGUACUGCACGAAAUACGACGAGACCACAGGCAUUUGUCCAGAUGGAGACGACUGUCCUUAUUUACACCGGACCACUGGUGACACAGAGCGCAAGUACCAUCUACGCUAUUACAAGACAGGCACUUGUAUCCAUGAGACAGACGCUCGAGGGCAUUGUGUGAAGAAUGGCCUCCACUGUGCUUUUGCUCAUGGGCCACAUGAUCUCCGACCUCCAGUCUAUGAUAUCAGAGAAAUCCAAGCACAAGAGGCCCUUCAAAAUGGACAGUUGGGAUCUGGGGAAGGUAUUCCUGAUUUGCAGCCUGGUGUAUUAGCCAGCCAAGCUAUGAUUGAGAAAACUCUGACAGAAGACCCUCGGUGGCAAGAUACCAACUUUGUUUUAGCCAAUUAUAAAACAGAUCAGUGUACUAAGCCCCCAAGACUAUGCAGACAGGGCUACGCUUGCCCCCACUACCACAACAGUAGAGACCGAAGACGGAAUCCACGAAAGUUCAAAUAUAGGUCAACUCCUUGCCCAAAUGUGAAACAUGGCGAUGAAUGGGGCGAGCCCUCAAAGUGUGACAGUGGAGACAGUUGCCAGUAUUGUCACUCUCGCACUGAACAGCAGUUUCACCCUGAGAUCUACAAAUCUACAAAAUGCAAUGAUAUGCGACAAACUGGAUACUGUCCCAGAGGACCGUUUUGUGCAUUUGCACAUGUAGAAAGAAUUCCCUCUACAGAGGAGACCAUGAGUUCAUUGCUAACAGCGAUACAGUCGAGUUCACAGUCCCAGCUGGGCUCUCAGCAGUAUUCAGAAUGUCCAGUCAGUGAGUGGAACAGUGGAGGAAACUCCACCACCAGUGCAACCAGUAGCAACGGACAAGUAGGAAGUGUUUCAUGUUCUAAUAGCUCAACUGUAACGGCAAGCUCAGGAAGCGACAGUUUGUUAUCCCCAGUGGGAUCCAUCAGCAGGCCCAAAUCCUUAACUAAUAGUAGUUUAUGUUCAGAGUCCACCACAUCCAGUGUCUCAUCUCUGACGUCUAACUAUCCUAAAGCUCCGGGCUUUGAACGUGAGGAUCAGAUUAAGAACAAGGGGCAGGUGGAUCAAAAAUUGAUGGACCAAGAAAAACAGACACAAAAUACUGUAUUCUCUGCGGUGAACCCUUUGGCAUCGAGCUUUACCUCCAGUAUAACAUCCAGCUUGGCCUCUAGUAUUGGCUCAGAUAGUUCUUCACCCACCACCUUAUCAACAAUGAAUGCAAAAGCCACUCCUUUCUAUCCAGGCAGCAACACGGUGGAGUCUGUCAUAGAUGUAUUUUGUUUUCCCUCAGGAUCCGCACUGGACCUCAAUUUUAGUGACAUAAAUGUUGCAUCUCUUGAUAAGGAGUUAGAAGAGCAAGACAACAGUGUUGGGUUGGCAAGUCAAAGGGUACUAGGUGGAUCUGCUCCUGUUAACAUUCCUGGCUCCCUGGCGCGAUCGUCCUCUUUUAAUUCCUCGUCAUCACUCUCCACCUCUCCGCUGAGCUCCCUUUCCCAAUCCCUGUCGCAGUCCCUCCUGUCUGGGGCAGUAUCGCAGCAAAAUCAACCUUCAAAUAUGCUAGCCAAGCAAGAGCAUGGCCUCCUGGGAACACCCACCUCCUCUUCCCAGAACUCUUUGGGCUUAAAUGGAGGAGCCAGCAACAUUUGGGACUUUGUAAGUGGCAGCUUUUCACCGAGUCCAUCUCCAGUUUUCAGCAGCCUAACCUCCACAGCCAGCAGCGCUGAUCUGGCCCGCCUUUUUAGAGAGCUGGACGAGGCCAAGAGGAAGAUCAAACAAUGGGAGGAGGCCUGGCAUCAGGUCAAACAAGCCUGUGAAGCCUGCCAGAAAGAAGCUCAUGAAGCAAAAGAACAAGCAAAAACGGCCGAGGCAGAGCGGCAGCUGGCAGAACAGAAAUGGGAGGAAACAGAGCGCAAGCUGAAAGAGCUCCAAGGGGACUUUGACGUGCUUUGUCGCACCCCUGGAACACCUCUUCUGCGCAGCUACGGAGAGCUGGACCAGCUCCCCUUGUCAAAGCUUCACUCCAUCCAGAGUCAGCUGCGUAAUGACCUAGACCUUGUAGACGGGGUAAUAUAUCAGCUUCAGUCAAAGAAAUGUAUAGUUUGCCAAAAGCAUGAUCGUUGCAUUGUUCUGCAGCCUUGCCAACAUUAUGUACUAUGUGAGAACUGUGCACCUAGUAAAACAGAAUGUCCCUACUGUAGAACAAAAAUAUUGAAGUGGUGAUGUACAAUUACACAAGGUACUAUUUAAAGAAUUAGCCCUUUGAAAAACUACUAAUAGAUAUUACGUUUUCUAAAUAGCAAUGUCUGUUCUCAGACACUGUUCAUACAGUGAUUGAAUUAAUUUAGAACAAAAUGAUGUUUGACUGACAAAACAAAUAGUAUUGCAAAUCAGAUCGUGCACAGGGAACUCAAUCAUCAUAGCCUUUGCUCAUUUUAUGUGAACAUUACCACCAUCAACCUCCGUCGGUGGCUUUCUCUAUGGAAAGCCAUGCACUCGAAUUAGAACUUGAACACACCACCUGUGGUGACCAUCUUUAAUCAUGAUUCAGAUGCUCUGAUGGACACAAAUCCUGUGCCCAGAUAUCUAAAUUUGGCUUACACUUUGUUAUAAAUACAGUUGGGCUAAAUACGGUGGAGUCCUUCUUUCCUCUGACAAAAUGCAAAUAUGCAUUGCCAACCUGACUCUUACAGUAAAUACAAAGUUCUGGGUAAAAAAAAAAAUUCACACAGGGCCGAUAAACGUGGGUAAAAGCUUAAAACACAAAGACAUUAGUGUGUGUUUGUCUGGCCACAACUCUUACUGUUUAUGGAUUGUAAUACGUAACACUGACCUUGGUUUUAGUGUGUAUAAAGCUCCUGAGGGAGUAUCUUCUUAACUUAAUGCACUUACAGUCUGCCCAGAGCAAAUUUGAAGGCAUUUCAAACCCCAACUUUUCAGAAAAUACCGUAGAAAUGUGUAUGAAGCCAGAUUCUUUUGUGAAGAAAGAAAACUUAUCUCAUUGUAACUUUUAUAGUCUGUCUUAACUGAAAUUGGAUAAAUCAGAGUUUAAAAAUACACAUAAAAAACUCUUCUGUCUGUAAGAUAUCUGUGAGUUUUAAGGUCAUUCUGAGUGAGGAAAAUAUUUGUAGAACAAAUUAUCCUUCAGUAUAAUUUUAAAGGGAGCUCCCUUUUAAAGGGAGCUCCCUUUAAAAUUAUAUUAAAGGAUAAUUUGUUCUGCCCAGUUUGCCACUUAACUUCACUUUAGAAAAGGCAAUUUCCCUUUUAUGGAUCCCUGAAUCAAAUUUUACUGAAUUACAGACAAAGCAGUUACUGAUAGUUUACCACAAAACUUGUGCCAUUUCAGGUUGGGAUCUCAAAUGCACAGAAAUCACUGUGUAAAUGUAAGAACUGUGAGGAAAUGGUGAGUUCAAACUAGUCCGGUGAUGUUAAACAUUGAAUGGACAAAACUCAAAGCUGAUUUUUCUUUAAUUAAAGAGGAAUGUGACUGAUAUUUAAUUCAGAAAUAUGGACACUUCCAAAACUGGCAAGUGUGAAAUGCAGCGCUGAUCCGAGCCAUUGUAUCAGAAAGCACUACAUUGUGUAGAAGCUCCAUGCUAUGAGGAGUGAACACACUUAUAUUUUUGCAUUCAACACUGUGGAGAAUAAUUAAUGGAAAAAUAAUAAUCAUUGGCCAAAGUGUUAUCCAACAAUACAGACUUAAUAAUAUGCAGAUUUGUAAAAAAAAAGGUUCACAUUCAAUGAGUUAUUAGUGCUGAAUUAAGACCUGUCUGUAAAUCAGCAGCAGCAAAUUGGACUGACCAAGGAAACAACACAACACACGAAUGCUGUAAUUUUGCAGUGUUCCUCUUUAAACAAAGCCACAUUUUCUUAAACCCCAAAUUUAACAGAACCAGUCAAGCAUCAUUACUUUGACCAACUUUCUGAAGAAGUUUGAUUUCUUAUUAAAGCACUUUGUUGACCUGGGACUUUAUUAAAGGGUAUAUAGAGUUUUUGCUUUAAGCUGCUUUGUAGGUAUUCUUUUGUGUUUUUUUUUUUUUUUUUUUUUUUUAGAUUUAUACUCUUUUUUUCUAUAUAAGCUAAUGUCUGAAGCAUUUGUGUGUACUGUGAAACAUAAUUUGAAUAUUUCAUGUUUCCUAUUGUUCAAUAAUGGCAUGGUUCUACAUAUUAAGAUUUCAUAGAAAAGUACUUAAUAGUUUCUACUUUCAUAGUUAGAUUUAUAAAAUUUCAAUCAAAUAAGUGCAAAUUUAAAAUGCAUUUUAGGCAUAACCAGCAGCUGUAAUAUCAGUAAGGCACAUGCUACAUGUUAAGGCUGUUAUUCAAUCAGUUUUGUUUUGUAGAGAUUUAUAUAGCCUAGCCACUAGAGAAGCAUGUAUUGUAUUUGCUAAAAGCCUGAAAUGGUGAUUUUUUUGUAGGAAUCUAGCCUCUUGACCUUGUCUAGAACAUAUCGGCCUCUAACUCUAAAGUGCCUUGCCUUAGUUGAAAAGGAUAUGUGUAGAAUUGUCAGAGCAAACACAAGUAGUUGAAGCUUGUGCGCAGGUUUCUACAAAAUGUGUCUUGUUUAACUUUGCAGAAGCGUUGACAUGUGUAUCACUAUAUGUGUAUAUAUAAAUAUAUGCCAGUGUGUUUGGCCAAUCCCAUUAAGUAUUUCGCGAAAGAUAAUUGAAAACAAACAUUGUCAGUGCCUGUGUCCUGACUUAGAAAUGAACGUCCCCUCCCCUCCCCUUCCAACUACAUGCCCACUCAUUCCUUGGUCGUGGUGCUCUUUUGGUGCAGCUUCAGUCUUUGAAAGUAGGUUUUUCAAUUUCAUGUUUGGGAGUAUGCAAACAUAGAACACAUGGAUUUGUAUAGCAACAUAUAAAAAUGCUUUUUAAACAAUUCAGUAACUUUAAUUAGUUUUAUUGUAAUAAUUCAGCAGCGAAUGAAGAAUUCUGUAGUUAAUUUGUAAGUUGGAUUUUGCAUAGGAUUUAUGCUUAGGUUCCUGUAAUUGAAAUGACCUUCUACUGUGUUAAAAAAAAAAAAAAAAAAAAAAAAUUUUAUUCUUGCUUUAAAUU